Maudiozyma barnettii is the source of this 735-nucleotide messenger RNA. RefSeq lists its product as uncharacterized. Bases 1 to 735 code for a protein of 244 amino acids. The transcript has a single exon. The record is from RefSeq and is a predicted model, not a curated record. Lineage: Eukaryota; Fungi; Ascomycota; Saccharomycetes; Saccharomycetales; Saccharomycetaceae.
AUGUCUAAGCAUAGUAUAAUAAAAUCACCGGAACAUUCCCAGGCAAAUAAACUUGGUAUUAACUCGCCAUCUAUAGGUGAAGUAAUUUGCUUGAAAUUUGUAUAUUUAAAAACUUUUCUGAAUUUGAUGUUAAUACUCCAUUCAAAGUUUUUUAUAAUGUUACGGAACAUUUUUUGCCAAUUGAAUCCACCAAACUGGACGACAGGUUUCAAAAAUAUUCUAGAGGCUUAUAAUGGUCCGCUUGUUAUCUUUGUUAAAUAUCAAAAACAUGAAUAUUAUAAUAACACCAUAACCACUCACUCCAGAUGGUGUCACAACACAUCAAGUAAUACACUAUAUAGGAUUGUACCUUUGACAUGGCAUGAAGAAUAUACUAUCAAGGAAGGUUUAUCGGGUAAAAAAUAUUUUGCUUGCUCCAUAGAAGGGAAUUUAUUUAGUGUUUCGGGAAAUGUUCCUGAUAUAAAGAUUAAUUUGGUAGAACUAUUUGGUAACACAUUAGUUCAAGCCAAUGAAAAUAAAAAUCUAGUGAUGAUAGGUGUGUAUUGGUUUUUAAUGCAAAAGAUAGGUAACCAUAUUCAGAUGCUAAAAAAUGAUAUCUUGGAGAAAUUCAAACAAAAUCGAAACGUCGCAUAUCUGCGUGGGUCAAAAAUGGAUAUGUACGUAAGAAAAAGGUUUGAUAAUAUCUCAGAAAUGGUGUUUCAAGGGAAAGAAUUCAUCUUUGAGUUAGCAAUAUAA